Neopsephotus bourkii (Bourke's parrot) is the source of this 2819-nucleotide messenger RNA. It is a transcript of the gene GEM, whose product is annotated as GTP binding protein overexpressed in skeletal muscle. Gene Ontology annotation, biological process: negative regulation of high voltage-gated calcium channel activity. The coding region runs from base 973 to 1866 and encodes 297 amino acids. The record is from RefSeq and is a predicted model, not a curated record. Gene Ontology annotation, molecular function: calcium channel regulator activity; GTPase activity; GTP binding. Gene Ontology annotation, cellular component: plasma membrane. Lineage: Eukaryota; Metazoa; Chordata; Aves; Psittaciformes; Psittacidae. The transcript is spliced from 6 exons.
GGCCUAACUUCAUCCAUGUGCCACCACCUUUCCCCAGGGAGUGCACUGAGUGGGUGUUGGGGCAGUGAAGGUACCCAUAGCCCUGCUUCACUCUCCCAGGGCUCCCAAAACCUGCCCAGGACCCCAUGUCAGCCACUGCCCCAGCAAUGGGAUUCCCUCACCCAGAUGAUGAGCUCAAAACACCUUGUAAUAAUGUGGAACCAGGAGGAGUUUGGGUGGGUUGGGAGCUGAGGUGGGUUAGAUUGCUCAGCAGUGCUCCCUUUCCAUCCCAGGCAGGCUUGUCAUGUAGAUAAACACAGUAAGGGCUUGAACGACAAACUCUGGCCACCACAUGAAAUAGUUUUAAAGUAAAUUUGCUGCUAUUGGCAGUUUUUUGUGCACUGCCAUGUGCCUGACUGUGGGAGUAGGUCUGAGUAUUUGUAAUUGUUGUUGGCUGCAGUUGAUGUAAGAGUCUUGGGGACCACAGUGAAGAAGAAAUUGCAUUUGGAGCAAAAGACUUCUUUUUGGCUUUCCCUUACACAGUUCUGAAGAUCAGGGGCCCAGAUAAUUCUGGUGAAGUUUCUAGCCUAUGGUUUGCUGAUGCAGAAGUUACCUAUUGUUAAAUUACCAUGAAGACUUAGUUCUAUUAAACCAAGUUAUUGAAAGCUGUGAAUCCUGCAGCUGCAAAGGAGACUGUGGCUCCUGAACCUGAUGUGCUGAGGAUAGUGGCAUACUACAAAGAUCCCAGCUGCAAAGAAUGCUGGGGGCUGGCUGUUGUAUGGAAAGGCCAACCACGUCACGGAAAAGCCCUGUCUCUGAUCAGAUGGGCUUAAUAUAAACCAGGUUUGCCGAGAAAGAAUUAAAGAGCCAGCUCCAAAGCAGGAGAGGAUUUACUUCGGCAGAGCAGCUCAGAGCAUCACAGCUCACUGAGAAAGAAGGGCAGUGUGAGCAAAGGACCUGGCUGCCUGAAGAAGCCUGGCACAAGGGUAGAAAAUGACCCUCAACAACGUUACCAUGCGUCGCACCCACAACAGCAGCCUGCAGCAGCAGCAGCAGCGAUGGAGCAUCCCUGCUGAUGGAAAGAAUCUGCUGGUCCAGAAAGACUCCAAUGAGUACAACCCGCAGAAGCGAUACACCAUCAGUCCUGAUGAAUAUUACAGAAGGAGCUGGUCCUCAGAGUCAUCCGAUUCUGUCAUCUCCUCUGAGUCAGGCAGCAAUUGCUACCGGGUGGUGCUGAUCGGGGAGCAUGGCGUAGGCAAGUCCUCGCUAGCCAACAUCUUUGCAGGGGUGCAUGACAGCAUCGACAGUGACUGUGAGGUGCUCGGAGAAGACACAUACGAAAGAACACUGAUGGUGGAUGGAGAAAGUGCAACCAUUAUACUGCUCGACAUGUGGGAUAAUAAGCGUGAGGGAGAAUGGAUUCGAGACCACUGCAUGCAAGUGGGAGACGCAUACUUGAUCGUCUACUCCAUCACAGAUCGAGCAAGCUUUGAGAAGGCCUCAGAACUCAGAAUACAGCUCCGCAGGGCACGACAGAAGGAAGAUAUCCCCAUUAUUCUGGUUGGCAACAAAAGUGACCUUGUCAGGUGCCGCGAAGUUUCCGUGGCAGAGGGACGAGCCUGUGCCGUUGUGUUUGACUGCAAGUUCAUCGAGACCUCAGCAGCCGUGCAGCACAACGUGAAAGAGCUGUUUGAAGGCAUCGUGCGGCAAGUGCGGCUCCGCAGGGACAGCAAGGAGAAAAACGAGAAGCGGCUGGCAUACCAGAAACGGAGGGAAAGCAUCCCCAAGAAAGCCAGGAGGUUCUGGGGCAAAAUAGUUGCUAAGAACAACAAGAACAUGGCCUUCAAACUCAAGUCUAAGUCUUGCCAUGACCUAUCAGUUCUUUAAGAACGCUGGACUCUGCCAGAGCUUGUGGCGUUUUGUGGACAUUAUCUACCUAUGUCGUGGGACGAUCAAUCAAUCUAUAUUAGAUUGGGCUAUCAAAGUGACAGGUUCACAGUUGUGAUUGUGGUUAUACGUGCUGGCAUAAGAACAGCACAGUGCAUGGAAAUAUCUGUCUUCCCUUUCUUUUGUCAGUAGUUUUAAAAGAAAAAUAUAGACCAGAAUGACCUGAAGUUAUGGUGGGAAGUGUUCUGGAAUAUACCUGCUCUUUCUCCUGUCACCUUUGGAUAUUAGUGUAAGAAUUUCAAACAGUAAUGACUUGGGAAGUGAAUACUACACUUUUUCCUCUUUUUUCUUGUUAUUAUUAUUACUUUCUUAAAACUGUGUAAAGAACUGAGGGAUUGGCUGGGGAUUGGUCCUGUGCCAGUUGGCUGGCCAGGCCCGAGCACCCACUGCCGAAAAACCUGCAUUGUUGUAGAAUAGCCACCAAGACACUAUUUUGUAAUGUUUUUUUUAAUGUCAAGGAUUGGUUUCAAUGAAUUUACACAUCUCUUACUUUGAAAAUAUUUAAAGGAAAACCCCUAUAAUCAAACAAAUUUUCCUCUCCUAUUUUCCUAUUAUGGGACUGUUUAAAAAUCAUAAUAAACUUAAAAUGAAAGUGCAAGUUGUAUCAAAGUGCAUCAAGUGCAGGAUGCCAAACAUUUAUAAACCACCAUUUCUGAGCUUUUUUAAGAAACCACAUGAACUUUUAUCCAGCCUUGGCCUUUCUCUAUGCCAGAGUUAUGCUGUAUUUAUUGUUGUGCAAAAUAACAAGCAUUUUAAUGUCGAGGGAAAAUGUAUUUAUUACCAAGUUUCUUAAAAGAAUGAUGUUAAUUUUAUUACUGUUUUCUAUCUAUUAUCUUUUUUCAGACUAUGCAAGUUUUUACUUACAUGCCUUGUAAUAAAAGAAAUAAAAUAUA